GCAGUGGACGGGGCUUGUCUCUUUUAGCUGGCUGGAUGUGUUGACGUGCAUUUCUGCUCCAUCUUCAUGAUUAAACCGGCAGCUCGGAGGGGAGUCGCAGCGGAGGGUGAAGCAGCAGCAGCAGCAGCAGCAGCAGCAGCAGCAGAAGAAGGAGCAGUCAGGGGGAAUGAGAGCUGAUCGAGUCGAGGCAUCAUGCACCGGACUCCAACCACCAGCCGUCCAUUUUAUACGAUUAUAUGAGCACAGGAGCGCAAGUUUGUCUGUGUCCUGCAGACAGCCAGUGUGCAGAAGACCCUAAGAUGAAAAAAUAGGCCAACGCCUCGCUGCAGCUACAUACAGGGAAUGAAAACGCUCCCAAGAUGGUCCGCAUCGCCAAGGCCCUGGGUUUGGUUAUUCUGUGCGUCGCCGUGCUCAUACUGUCGCUCAUCAGCUAUGUGUCUCUCCGAAAAGACAGCCUCUUUGCCUCCUCUAAUUUCAUUGGAGGCCCGAGGAUUAUGUUCCACGCAGGAUUUAGGUCUCAGUUUGCCUUGAAUUUCCUGGACCCCUCUUUCAUCCCCUUAACUAACGCUCUGAACGAAGAGCUCCAGGGAAAAUCGUCCAAAUGGAAGUUCAACAAGACAGCUUUUUAUCAGCAGAGGAAAGAUAUCUUCCGCCACAUUGACAUUCCCACCAACUUCUCCCUCACAAAGAACAGUGUGCGUGUCGGCCAGUUGAUGCACUUUGACUACUCCAGCCACAAGUACGUCUUCUCCAUCAGCAACAACUUGAAGUCCCUGCUCCCAGACACCUCUCCAAUCCGCAACAAACAUUACAGCAUGUGCGCCGUGGUGGGCAACAGCGGUAUCCUAACAGGAAGCCACUGUGGCCCCGAGAUCGACCAGGCCGACUUUGUCUUCCGCUGCAACUUCGCCCCCACAGAGAUCUACUCCAAGGACGUGGGCAAAAAGACCAACCUGACCACCUUCAAUCCCAGCAUCCUGGAGAGGUACUACAAUAACCUGCUGACCAUUCAGGACAGGAAUAAUUUCUUCCUCAACCUGAAGAAGCUGGAGGGAGCCAUCCUGUGGAUCCCUGCCUUCUUCCUUCACACCUCAGCCACAGUUACCAGGACCCUGGUGGACUUCUUUGUGGAGCACAAGGGACAACUGAAAGUGGAACUGGCCUGGCCUGGAAACAUCAUGCAUGAUGUCAACAAAUACUGGAAGACUAAAAACCUCUCCCCCAAACGUCUCAGCACUGGAAUCCUAAUGUACACGCUGGCCUCCGCCAUGUGCGACGAGAUCCAUCUCUACGGCUUCUGGCCUUUUGGAUGGGACCCCAACACAGGCAACGAUCUGCCGUACCACUACUACGACAAGAAAGGGACCAAAUUCACCACCAAGUGGCAGGAGACCCACCAGCUGCCCACCGAGUUCAAGCUGCUCUACAAGUUGCACAGGGAGGGUGUGAUUAAACUCAGCGUGACGCACUGCUCGUAGAUUCGCCAUGGAUGAGUCCAGAGACCAGAUACAGCUCACUUCUGUUGUGAACCACAAUGCAUGAUAAGUGUUAAUGCAAAUUUCUAGACCCUCAAUCGACAAACACACAUUCACAUCACGCUGUAACUUCCCAUGACAAUGUCACAGACUUAUCACAGCGUUGUAACUCAUUUAUUGGUAUAUUGUUGUCUUUAGCACUGCACAGUUAGGGCUUUUUACGUCGAUCAGUUGCUUACAUUACUCUCUUUUGCAUGGCUUCUGGCCGUGGUGACACAGCUUGAACUAUAAGUUUGGCAGGAGGAUGCAACAAAAAGUCAAAUCAUACAGUUAAGUUUAACACAGUAUUGAUUUAUUAAUCGCCUUUUACAGCAGUAUACUGAUUCUUUACACUGAAAUCACUGCCUAAUCUCAGGGAAAGAGUUAGAUCAGUGUAUUGUUGUAAUCAGAUUAAAUGCCUCAAGAGAGGUGCAGUUUCUGUUUGCAGGCCUUUUUCUCCCCAUGAGGUGUCAGACAAUCUGCACGUCUCUAGAAGAUGGUAUUUGUUUACAAGACUACACCCCAUAUAAAUAUAUACACACACACACACACACACACACACACACACACACACACACA
Molecule: messenger RNA, 2093 nt
Organism: Notothenia coriiceps (black rockcod)
Lineage: Eukaryota; Metazoa; Chordata; Actinopteri; Perciformes; Nototheniidae
Gene: st8sia3
Product: ST8 alpha-N-acetyl-neuraminide alpha-2,8-sialyltransferase 3
Exons: 4
Coding region: 360-1478 (372 amino acids)
Biological process (GO): oligosaccharide metabolic process; N-glycan processing
Molecular function (GO): alpha-N-acetylneuraminate alpha-2,8-sialyltransferase activity
Source: RefSeq, a predicted model, not a curated record